AUUUUUGGCAUCAAUAUGUUGCGCCACCUCGCCGUCAACUGCGCUGCGCGCCGCUUUGCGGGCCUCACCGCCGCCCCGUCCUUGGUCGCCCGGCCGUUCUCCAAGAAGGCCAAGGCUGGCAAGGGCAAGUCCGCGCCCGAGGUCAGCGUCUCGCUCGACGACGUGAGCAAGAAGACGCAAGACGACGUCAAAAAGAACAUGAAGGGCGCCGUCUUAAACUACACCAAGGUGCUGAGCGCCAUGCGCCCGGGCCAGGCCGACGCCGGCAUCUUUGACAAUCUCAUGCUCUCGGCGUACGGCCAAAUGGUGCCGCUGCCGCAGCUCGGCCAAGUGUCGGUCGUCGGGUCGCACGAGCUCGCGAUCACGGUCUACGAUCCGUCCAUGAUCAAGGACGCCAAGAAGGCCAUUGAGGAGAUGAACCCGUCCUUCACUGUGCACCCGAAUGGCACGACGCUCGACAUUCGGUUUCCCAAGAUGACAAAAGAGACGCGCGACGAGCUCAUCAAGGCCGCCAAGAAGCAAGCCGAGGCCGCGCGCCAGCACAUUCGCCGCGUGCGCCAAGACGGCAUGAACGACCUCAAGAAGCUCAAGGACAGCAUCUCGGAAGACGACAUCAAGCGCGAGCAAGACAAGAUCCAGCGCCUCACGGACGAGAGCAUCAAGGACAUUGGUUUGCUCUUGACGGCCAAGGAAAAGGAUCUUAGCAGCGUCUAGUCCACGUACCAAUGCCAUCACAACACUGUCUACUGUGUGGUCAUCGACGCAACCA
Messenger RNA from Saprolegnia diclina VS20, 769 nucleotides. RefSeq lists its product as hypothetical. Gene Ontology annotation, cellular component: mitochondrion. The transcript is spliced from 4 exons. The record is from RefSeq and is a predicted model, not a curated record. NCBI's taxonomy places the organism in Eukaryota, Oomycota, Saprolegniomycetes, Saprolegniales, Saprolegniaceae. Gene Ontology annotation, molecular function: ribosomal large subunit binding. Gene Ontology annotation, biological process: translation. The coding region runs from base 16 to 714 and encodes 232 amino acids.